AUGUCUUCUUUUGCCUCCUUCUGGCUUAUGUUGAUCAAUUCCUUAUGGAUUAGUCAUGGCCAACAACCUGCUGUAAGUGACGUCAUUGAUACUCCCGCCAUUAUGGCAGGUGAUGUCGUCAUUGGAGGUCUCUUCGAUAUAUACUACACCAAACAGCGCGUGAACUGUGAUGUCAGUUCCGUGGAUGUGUAUUCUGUCAUGGAGAUGGAAGCUGUAAAAUGGGCCUUAAAGCGCCUAAAUGACAUCGACUUCAUACCUGGAGUCACUUUGGGAAUCUUAGCCUAUCCAACCUGUGGGGUACCAUCCUUGUCUGCUCUCCAAGCCAAUAAGUUUCUUCAGCUUUUACGUGAAAACAAAACACCAAACAAAACCAACAAACCAGUGUGUAUUAAAGCUGUAAUCGGGCCAGCUUUUAGUUCUGAAUCUGAAGUUGUAUCCCGGAUGUUAAGUACAGUUCCGGACGAGUACCAACUCCUUCAGAUGUCAUAUGCCUCGACAGCCGCUUUCCUGACAGACGUAACAAACGCCAAGCUUUAUCCCAACUUCUUUAGAACCAUUCCAUCCGAUCAAAUACAGAUAGAGGCAAUAGUUCAACUCUUAGUUCGUUUAGAAUGGUCAUACAUUGGUAUAUUUCAUUCCGGUGAUGCUUAUGGCACGGAUGCAGCGAGUGAACUGAGUGAAGCCCUUGCAAGGAAACGAAUUUGUGUGGCAGCCACGUAUACCUGUAACAACGUACAUUCUAAAUUACGGAAUCAUUAUCAUGAAAUUCUACUCAAUAUCACUACUCUAAAAAUAAAAGGGAUUGUGCUUAUUGGAGACGCUGAAAUGGCGCUUGCAUUUAUAGAAAGCAUUGGAACCGGUUCUUUUAUUCAGUAUCACCCAAUACCAUCCAUAAUCUUUUCAGAAAGCAUUGGUUUACAGACUCAAACCUUCAUUAACUCAGAUUCCGGUCAAGUAUUUCCAGCAACGAAGGGAGCAUUUGUUCUUUCACCCCCACACAAAGAAAUACGAGAAUUUUCAGAGCAUUGGAAUUCCCUCUUCUUCAAUGAAAGCAAGUACAAAGAGGAAGUUAUCUCCAAUCCUUGGCUUGAACAUAUGUACAUUGCAAAACAUAAAUAUUCAAAUGCCAAAAACUUCCUGACAAAGUAUCCAGCGUCAACUUUUCUGCGAUACGCGAUCAUGGCAACAUACAGCGUCGCCAAAAUAAUCAAAGAUAUACACCGUGAUAUCUGCUCAGGAAGGAGAGGAUUAUGUACCGAUAUGAAAGAAAAUCGAGGAGCAGAGGCAAUAGCAACAGCGGCAAGAACUGUUGUGGAUUUUGAGAAGGAUUUUGAUCAGAAAGCAAGGUUUGAAAACAUAACAGAGCACAUUUCAUUCUCUAAAGGUGGUGAUGUAAACUUCCACAAGAGCAACUUAUUAUACGAGGUUUACAAUUAUCAUGCUCCUAACAAAAGUGGAGACUUCGACUUUGUCAAAGUAGCGUCAUUAAAGAAAGUUGAAAGCUUGGUAAAAGAUCAAACAACAGAGUUUUUAUUCUCAAAAGACAAAGUCAAGUUCUACAAUGACCAGGGAAUGCCUGUUGAGGAAGUAAAGUCUGUCUGCCAGCCUAAUACAACCUGCACAAAAUGUCUUCUACAUCAAGACAACAAAUCCCCCUUGUACAUACCUGGUGAUUUCAUUGUGGUUGUUACGUUUCCAAUCCAUGACAGGUCAACGAAGCCUCUUCACUGUGGCCCCAUCAGGCGCUCAAUUGGUCUCGAUGUAGCAUUAGGUGCAAAGUUUGUGAUAGAAAAACUGAACAGAGAGAAUGAAAUUUUUCCAAACAAACAGAUUGGUCUCCUCCUUCUGGAUACUUGCGAUGACCCUUUGCUGACCUCAGACAGCAUUUUGGAGCUUCAUCAGCUACAUGGAAAACUGAACGACAUUGUUCCGGGUAUAUCUGAUAAGAUAUUGGGAUACGCUGGUGGAUUUUCAAGUACUCCGACACUACAGGUAGCAGAAAUCACAACUGAGCUAAAAAUGGUUCAGGUUAGUUGCUGUGCUACUUCCGACUUAUUGAGUGACAGACUUAACUAUCCAUACUUCGUUGGUUUGGCAACUCCGCUAAACUACACCACGCAAGUUAUGCUGAAGAUGGUUCAGAAGUUAGGGUCUACACAUAUUCAAGUUCUCUUCUCAGACGGAAAAUAUGGCGAAUCUGCUGUCAGACUGAUCAAGAAUCUUGCUCCUAGCUUUAACAUUUGUGUUUCUCAAACAGUUCAAGUUGACUAUGAUGACAACAGCAUCAACAAUAUUGUUGGGGAAUGGCAACACGGCCGUGAUGACAUUUAUUUCGAGGUAGAACGUCACGGUCUUAAAAUCUAUCCUUCUGAACCCAUUUGUGAAGAUGUUAUAAAAUCUAUACAAAAGAGUGUUAUCAAGGAAGAAAACAGCAACGCUAUGAAACUUAUCAAAACAAUUUUGCUGUCCAUUUUAGCGGGGAUUAUUUUUAUUCUUCUGCUAGUGUUAAUUUGUUUUUGCCAAAAGAGGUCAUAUCAAUUGUCAUCCAUGUCUUCUGUAACCACUACCAAAUCGGAGUACAAUUCUAUUGAUGAUCUCAGUAUUAUCAAUAUGAAAAGAAUAAGUUCUGACGUUUCCUUAAAACUGAGUGAGAUUUUUCACACCGAUUCUCCUUGUGGAACACCCAAACCAGUAAGAUGCACGUGUGACAUUAAAGAACACAUUUCUCAACAAAGAAAUGAAAAACUGUCAUCAAGCAACAGAAGUUCACCAAUAAUUCUGCACUUAAAGAACUUUCCAAGUCCGUCCUUGGAAAUUCCAAGUCACCGGAAAAUUUUACAUCAGAGAUUAAGAAGUGAACCUACAUUGAAAAUACCUUCGCCAAAUACCACCAGACGGUUAAACUCUGAGCCUCUACCUCCGGUUCCCAAGUUACGUACAGAUUCAGUUGAUCUGCCCUACAUUCGGGAACAUAAAUCCAGACGCCAACACUCCGAACCAACCCUGCCAACAUCUAACUUCAAUAGAUUACUGUUUCAAAACAGAAAUAGAAAGGAAAGUUUGCAAGAUCACGGCUACAUAUCUCCAAUAACAGGUCCAGAUGAGGAGGGUCUGCCGUUACGUCAUUUUCAUGAAUCAGCACAACCGGACCAGACUAAUAAAGGCAAUGUUAUGUUUGUUGUUGGAAAUCCCGAUGAGCAUGUCCAAGUGUAUUCUUGCUAAAGACUGCUAGACCUUU
This is a messenger RNA of Saccostrea cuccullata (small rock oyster), 3238 nucleotides long. RefSeq lists its product as uncharacterized. Gene Ontology annotation, molecular function: adenylate cyclase inhibiting G protein-coupled glutamate receptor activity. The transcript is spliced from 9 exons. NCBI's taxonomy places the organism in Eukaryota, Metazoa, Mollusca, Bivalvia, Ostreida, Ostreidae. Gene Ontology annotation, cellular component: plasma membrane. The coding region runs from base 1 to 3222 and encodes 1073 amino acids. The record is from RefSeq and is a predicted model, not a curated record. Gene Ontology annotation, biological process: G protein-coupled glutamate receptor signaling pathway; regulation of synaptic transmission, glutamatergic.